This is a messenger RNA of Plectropomus leopardus (leopard coralgrouper), 682 nucleotides long. The record is from RefSeq and is a predicted model, not a curated record. NCBI's taxonomy places the organism in Eukaryota, Metazoa, Chordata, Actinopteri, Perciformes, Serranidae.
GUGGUAUCUUGUCCCGCGGGUGUUGAGGAAUGUGUCCUCAGUGGAUCUCUCUGUCUCCGUGCUGGGACAGAAGCUUAGCAUGCCGCUCUGUGUUGCAGCUACAGCCAUGCAGAGGAUGGCUCAUCCUGACGGAGAGACAGCUACAGCGAGAGCAUGCCGAGCAGUGGGGACAGGGAUGAUGCUGAGCUCCUGGGCCACCUCCACCAUAGAGGAAGUGAUGUCAGCAAUGACCACCUCGGCAGGCGGCGUCCUGUGGCUGCAGCUCUACAUCUACAAAGACCGAGAGCUCACACUGUCAUUGGUCCGCCGGGCAGAGGAGGCGGGCUACAAGGCCAUCUUUGUUACCGUGGACACGCCAUACCUGGGGAGGAGAUGGGACGACAUGCGCAACCGCUUUAAACUGCCCUCGCACCUCAGCAUGUCUAACUUCUCAUCAGCCUCCCUGGCGUUCUCUGAGGGAAACUAUGGCAACGACAGUGGUCUGGCGGUUUAUGUUGCAAAAGCAAUAGACCCCACUCUGUGCUGGGACGACAUCACAUGGCUGAAAAAACACACGCGCCUUCCUGUGAUUGUGAAAGGAGUACUUAAUGGUGAGGAUGCUGUCCAAGCUCUAAACUACGGUGUUGACGGCAUCCUGGUGUCCAAUCACGGAGCUCGACAACUGGAUGGAGUUCCUGCCACG